Merops nubicus (carmine bee-eater) is the source of this 5409-nucleotide messenger RNA. It is a transcript of the gene PBRM1, whose product is annotated as polybromo 1. The transcript is spliced from 30 exons. Lineage: Eukaryota; Metazoa; Chordata; Aves; Coraciiformes; Meropidae. Gene Ontology annotation, cellular component: RSC-type complex. Bases 1 to 5076 code for a protein of 1691 amino acids. Gene Ontology annotation, molecular function: protein binding; chromatin binding. The record is from RefSeq and is a predicted model, not a curated record. Gene Ontology annotation, biological process: chromatin remodeling.
AUGGGUUCCAAGAGGCGAAGAGCCACCUCGCCUUCCAGCAGCAUCAGCGGAGGAGACUUUGACGAUGGCCACCAUUCCACAAAUAUACCAGGCCCAAGCAGAAAGAGGAGGAGACUUUCCAAUCUCCCGACUGUAGAUCCCAUCGCUGUAUGCCAUGAACUUUACAACACCAUCCGAGAUUACAAAGAUGAACAGGGCAGGCUCCUUUGUGAGCUUUUCAUCAGAGCACCAAAGAGAAGAAAUCAGCCAGAUUAUUAUGAAGUGGUUUCUCAGCCAAUUGAUUUAAUGAAAAUCCAACAAAAGCUAAAGAUGGAGGAAUAUGAUGAUGUGAAUGUGCUCACUGCUGAUUUUCAGCUUCUCUUUAACAACGCAAAGGCUUACUAUAAGCCUGAUUCUCCUGAAUAUAAAGCUGCCUGCAAAUUAUGGGAGUUGUAUUUGCGCACAAAAAAUGAAUUUGUUCAGAAAGGUGAUGCUGAGGAGGAAGAGGAAGAUGAGGAAGGACAUGACAGUCAAGGAGCAAAUUCAGAAUUAUCAUCUCCAGGUUACCUGAAGGAAAUUCUUGAACAACUUCUUGAAGCUGUAGCUGUUGCCACGAACCCGUCAGGACGCCUCAUAAGUGAACUGUUUCAGAAACUUCCUUCUAAAGUGCAAUAUCCAGAUUAUUAUGCAAUAAUAAAGGAGCCCAUAGAUCUUAAAACUAUUGCCCAAAGGAUACAGAAUGGAACUUAUAAAAGCAUUCAUGCAAUGGCCAAGGAUAUAGAUCUUCUGGCAAAGAAUGCCAAAACCUACAAUGAACCUGGAUCACAAGUGUUCAAGGAUGCAAAUGCGAUUAAAAAAAUAUUUAAUAUGAAAAAGGCUGAAAUUGAACACAGUGAGUUGGCCAAGUCAAGUCUCCGAAUCAGGAAUCCAUCAAAUUUGACUACUUCCAAGCUGACAGGUCCUUCCUCACAGGGUAAAGGCAGUGUUGGUGAUGAGAGAAAUUCUUCUAACAAAUACUAUCGUAACAAAAGAUCAGCCCAAGGGGAUCGUUUAUCAGCAAUAACCAUGGCAUUGCAGUAUGGAUCAGAAAGUGAUGAGGAUGCAGCUUUGGCUGCUGCUGCUCGUUAUGAAGAGGGAGAAUCUGAAGCUGAGAGCAUUACUUCAUUCAUGGACACUUCUAAUCCUCUUUAUCAGCUCUAUGACACAGUUAGAAGUUGCCGAAACAAUCAGGGCCAGCUCAUAUCUGAACCUUUUUUCCACUUGCCCUCCAAGAAAAAGUAUCCUGAUUAUUAUCAGCAAAUUAAAGCACCUAUUUCAUUGCAGCAGAUCAGAACCAAACUGAAGAACCAUGAAUAUGAGACUUUAGAUCAGUUGGAGGCUGAUCUGAACUUGAUGUUUGAAAAUGCCAAGCGCUACAAUGUUCCCAAUUCUGCCAUCUAUAAAAGAGUGCUGAAAAUGCAGCAAGUUAUGCAGGCAAAGAAGAAGGAGCUUGCUAGGAGAGAUGACAUUGAGGAUGGGGACAGUAUGAUUUCUUCUGCUACAUCUGAUACUGGAAGCUCAAAAAGGAAAAGUAAAAAGAAUAUACGAAAGCAGCGCAUGAAGAUCUUGUACAACGCGGUUCUGGAAGCUCGAGAACCAGGCACAGGCAGGCGGCUCUGUGAUCUCUUUAUGGUUAAACCAUCCAAAAAAGACUAUCCAGACUAUUACAAAAUCAUCUUGGAGCCAAUGGACUUGAAAAUGAUAGAACACAAUAUCCGCAAUGAUAAGUAUGUAGGGGAAGAAGCCAUGAUUGAAGACAUGAAGCUCAUGUUCCGAAAUGCGAGGCAUUAUAAUGAGGAAGGCUCCCAGGUAUACAAUGAUGCUCAUAUGCUGGAAAAGAUCCUUAAAGAAAAAAGGAAAGAACUGGGACCCCUAGCUGAAGAUGAUGAUGUUGCAUCCCCUAAACUAAAGCUAAGUAGAAAAAGUGGAAUUUCUCCUAAAAAAUCAAAGUACAUGACUCCAAUGCAACAGAAGCUGAACGAGGUGUACGAAGCGGUGAAGAAUUACACGGAUAAGCGAGGCAGGCGGCUGAGUGCCAUCUUCCUGAGGCUGCCCUCUCGCUCUGAGCUUCCUGACUAUUACGUCACCAUUAAAAAGCCCGUGGACAUGGAAAAGAUCAGAAGUCAUAUGAUGGCAAAUAAAUACCAGGAUAUUGAUUCCAUGGUAGAAGACUUUGUAAUGAUGUUCAAUAAUGCUUGCACAUAUAAUGAGCCAGAAUCUUUGAUUUAUAAAGAUGCCCUGGUCCUGCAUAAAGUUUUGCUUGAAACUCGAAGAGAAAUAGAAGGAGAUGAGGAUUCUCAUGUACCCAAUGUCACUUUGCUAAUACAGGAACUUAUCCAUAACCUUUUUGUAUCUGUUAUGAGCCACCAGGAUGAUGAGGGCAGAUGCUACAGCGACUCCUUAGCUGAGAUUCCUGCUGUUGAUCCCAACUUCCCAAAUAAACCUCCUCUGACUUUUGAUAUUAUCCGAAAAAAUGUUGAAAAUAAUCGCUAUAGGAGAUUGGACUUGUUCCAGGAGAAUAUGUUUGAGGUACUAGAGAGGGCGAGGAGAAUGAACAGGACUGAUUCGGAGAUUUAUGAGGAUGCAGUUGAACUUCAGCAGUUCUUUAUUAAAAUUCGAGAUGAACUUUGUAAGAACGGCGAGAUCCUUCUGUCACCCGCUCUCAGCUACACCACCAAGCAUCUGCACAACGAUGUAGAAAAGGAAAAGAAGGAAAAGCUGCCCAAAGAAAUAGAGGAGGAUAAGCUGAAAAGAGAGGAGGAGAAGAGAGAAGCUGAAAAGAGUGAAGAUUCUUCUGGAUCAUCUGGGCUGUCAAGCUUGCAUCGAACCUACAGCCAGGAUUGCAGCUUCAAGAACAGCAUGUACCAUGUAGGAGACUACGUGUACGUGGAGCCUGCUGAAGCCAACUUGCAACCCCACAUAGUCUGUAUUGAGAGGCUGUGGGAAGAUUCAGCUGGAGAGAAAUGGCUUUAUGGCUGUUGGUUUUAUCGACCAAAUGAAACGUUUCAUCUUGCAACACGAAAAUUCUUGGAGAAAGAAGUUUUUAAAAGUGACUAUUACAACAAAGUUCCUGUUAGCAAAAUUUUAGGCAAAUGUGUGGUCAUGUUUGUUAAGGAAUAUUUUAAAUUGUGCCCUGAAAACUUCAGAGAUGAGGAUGUCUACGUCUGCGAGUCACGCUAUUCUGCAAAGACAAAAUCUUUUAAAAAGAUUAAACUGUGGACUAUGCCUGUGAGCUCUGUAAGAUUUGUCCCUCGAGAUGUGCCCCUGCCUGUGGUCCGUGUUGCUUCUGUAUUUGCUAAUACAGACAAAGCAGAUGAGGAGAAACAUGCUGAAACACUGGAGGAUAGUAAGGUGGGAGAAAAUAUCCUUCAUCUUGAAAAGGACAAAGAAGAUGUUCCAGUAGAAAUGUCCAAUGGAGAACCUGGUUGCCAUUACUUUGAACAGCUCUGCUACAACGAUAUGUGGCUUAAAGUUGGAGAUUGUGUCUUCAUAAAAUCACACGGGUUAGUGCGACCUCGAGUAGGAAGAAUUGAAAAGAUGUGGGUGCGGGAUGGAGCUGCGUAUUUCUUCGGUCCAAUCUUUAUACAUCCUGAGGAAACUGAACAUGAACCAACUAAAAUGUUCUACAAGAAGGAAGUGUUUUUGAGUAACUUGGAGGAGACCUGUCCAAUGACUUGCAUUUUGGGAAAGUGUGUGGUUCUGUCAUUCAAAGACUUCCUCUCCUGCAGACCAACAGAAAUAUCUGAAAAUGAUGUUUUUCUUUGUGAGAGCCGCUACAAUGAAAGUGACAAACAAAUGAAGAAAUUUAAAGGGCUGAAGAGAUUUUCACUCUCUGCAAAAGUAGUAGAUGAUGAAAUAUACUACUUUAGAAAACCAAUAGUUCCUCAGAAAGAACCAUCUCCACUACUGGAAAAGAAGAUUCAGCAGCUAGAAGCAAAAUUUGCUGAAUUGGAAGGAGGUGAUGAGGACAUGGAAGAGAUGGGAGAAGAGGAAGGUGACAUGACUGAAACACCUUCCAUGCCUCAGCUUCAGACCCCAUUAGCUAGUGAAUUGGAUAUAAUGCCUUAUACUCCACCACAGUCCACUCCCAAGUCUGUUAAGGGCAGCACCAAGAAGGAGGGAUCAAAAAGGAAGAUCAACAUGAGUGGGUACAUCUUAUUUAGCAGCGAAAUGAGAGCUGUGAUUAAAGCUCAGCACCCAGACUACUCCUUUGGAGAGCUCAGCAGGCUUGUAGGAACAGAAUGGAGAAACUUGGAAGCAACAAAGAAAGCAGAAUAUGAAGAGCGGGCAGCUAAAGUUGCUGAGCAGCAGGAGAGAGAGCGAGCAGCACAGCAGCAGAAUUCCUCCCCCCGGGCAGGCACUCCUGUCGGGGCUCUUAUGGGGGUGGUGCCGCCACCAACACCAAUGGGAAUGCUCAAUCAGCAGUUGACACCCGUUGCAGGCAUGAUAAGUGGCUAUCCACCGGUGCUGCCACCUUUGCAGGGCCCAGUUGAUGGCAUUGUUAGCAUGGGCAGCAUGCAGCCACUUCACCCAGGGGUGCCCCCACCCCACCAACUUCCGCCAGGUAUGCCAGGCAUCCCAGGCAUCCCACCACCCGGUGUUAUAGGCCAAAAUGUGACCCCCAUGGUAGGCACUCCAGCACCUGGAACAAGUCCUUUUGGGCAACAGAUAGGACUCCUCGGCCCCCCAGGACAGCAGGCACCCCCUCCAUACCCCGGGCAGAGCCCAGCCAGCCAGCCCGUCAUGCAGCAGCCCACCACCCCCAUGUUCGUCUCCCCUCCACCAAAGACACAGAGGCUUCUCCAUUCUGAAGCCUAUCUGAAAUACAUUGAGGGGCUUAGUGCUGAAUCCAAUAGCAUUAGCAAGUGGGACCAGACCCUUGCAGCACGAAGACGAGAUGUCCACUUAUCAAAAGAGCAGGAGAGUCGACUCCCUUCGCACUGGUUGAAAAGUAAAGGGGCUCAUACCACGAUGGCCGAUGCGUUGUGGCGUCUGCGAGACCUCAUGCUGCGAGACACCCUCAAUAUCCGUCAGGCGUACAACAUAGAGAAUGUUUAGUCACACAACUGCUUCUUUCUUUGAUACCGGCAUAUAAGGAGUUUUGUGGAGUAAUAGCUGUUUUAGUUACUGGGUGGGAAGAGAUAACCAACAAUAAUUUGUAUUGCAUUUUACUGUACAUUGCAAGAUCAUUUUUAUAUAAGGACACUUUUAAUAAGCAUAUUUCACUUUUUGUUAUAUUAAGUUGACUUUAUCAAAUACAUGGAUUUUUGCAUAUAUUUCCUUUGUUUGAAAGGCGAUUUCAUAAUUGGUUAAGUGUAGUCAAGGAUUCAUCUUUCUUAUACUUUAUUGCUGAGAAUCUGAUGCCAUUGUUUUUAUAUAAAAGAAGAAAAA